Messenger RNA from Jaculus jaculus (lesser Egyptian jerboa), 3216 nucleotides. RefSeq names its product GLIS family zinc finger 2 (gene Glis2). Gene Ontology annotation, cellular component: nucleus. NCBI's taxonomy places the organism in Eukaryota, Metazoa, Chordata, Mammalia, Rodentia, Dipodidae. Gene Ontology annotation, biological process: smoothened signaling pathway; regulation of transcription by RNA polymerase II. Gene Ontology annotation, molecular function: RNA polymerase II cis-regulatory region sequence-specific DNA binding; DNA-binding transcription factor activity, RNA polymerase II-specific. Bases 131 to 1693 code for a protein of 520 amino acids. The record is from RefSeq and is a predicted model, not a curated record. The transcript is spliced from 7 exons.
UGCUCGCCCCCCCCCCCCGUCCCCAUCCGACCGCCGGAGCCCGAUCGCCCCGCCGCCGAGGUUCCUGCCUAAAGACCAGCUGGAUAUCGCAUUCUGCCUGCUGCUUCCUCUCGCCACCCCACCCCUCACAAUGCACUCCUUGGACGAGCCACUUGACCUGAAGCUGAGCAUCACCAAGCUCCGUGCGGCAAGAGAGAAGCGGGAGAGGACGCUGGGCGUGGUCCGGCACCGAGCUCUGCACCGGGAGCUGGGCUUGGACGACAGCCCCACACCUGGCUCCCCAGGCUCCCCGCCCUCAGGCUUCCUGCUGAGCCCUAAAUUCCCUGAGAAAGUGGACGGACGCUUUUCUACAGCCCCUCUGGUGGACCUCAGCUUGUCACCUCCAUCUGGACUGGACUCUCCCAAUGGCAGCAGUUCACUGUCUCCUGAGCGACAAGGCAGUGGGGACCUACCUCCACUGCCCACUGCCGUGGACUUCCAGCCGCUGCGCUAUUCAGAUGGUGUCCCCAGCUCCUUCCAAUUCUUCUUGCCCCUGGGCUCUGGGGGGGCCCUGCACCUGCCUGCUUCCUCCUUCCUCACAACCCCCAAGGACAAGUGCCUCUCACCAGAGCUGCCACUGGCCAAGCAGCUGGUGUGUCGCUGGGCCAAGUGUAACCAGCUCUUUGAGAUCCUGCAAGACCUGGUGGACCACGUCAAUGACCACCAUGUCAAGCCUGAGCAGGACGCGCGGUACUGCUGCCACUGGGAGGGCUGUGCCCGUCAUGGCCGUGGCUUCAACGCCAGGUACAAGAUGCUCAUCCAUAUUCGCACACACACCAACGAGAAGCCACACCGCUGCCCCACCUGCAACAAAAGCUUCUCCCGCCUGGAGAACCUGAAGAUCCACAACAGGUCCCACACAGGUGAGAAGCCCUACGUCUGCCCUUACGAGGGCUGCAACAAGCGGUAUUCCAACUCAAGUGACCGCUUCAAGCACACUCGCACCCACUACGUGGACAAACCCUACUACUGCAAGAUGCCUGGCUGCCACAAGCGCUACACGGACCCCAGCUCACUGCGCAAGCACAUCAAAGCCCACGGCCACUUCGUGUCACACGAGCAGCAGGAGCCGCUGCAGCUACGCCCACCCCCCAAGCCACUCACCACCCCUGACGGCAGCCCCUACGUCGGCGGGGCUCAGAUCAUCAUCCCCAACCCUGCCGCCCUCUUCGGAGGGCCUAGCCUCCCUGGCCUGCCCCUGCCCCUGGCUCCUGGCCCCCUUGACCUCAGCGCCCUGACUUGUGGCACUGGUGGGGGCACUGGUGGGAGCAUGGGCCCUGGGCUGCCAGGUCCUGUUCUCCCCCUCAAUCUGGCCAAGAACCCACUGUUGCCCUCACCCUUCGGGGCUGGUGGACUAGGCCUGCCCGUGGUCUCCCUCCUCGCUGGCUCCGCUGGCGGCAAGGCUGAGGGGGAGAAGGGGCGUGGGUCGCUGCCCACCAGGGCUCUGGGUCUGGAGGGCCACAAGACUCCUCUGGAAAGGACGGAGAGUGUCCGCUCCCGGCCAAGCCCCGAUGGACUCCCCCUGCUGCCGGGCACCGUGCUCGACCUGUCUACAGGUGUCCACUCGGCGGCCAGCAGCCCGGAGGCACUUACCCCUGGCUGGGUGGUCAUCCCACCAGGCUCUGUGCUGCUCAAACCAGCCGUGGUGAACUGAGCCCGAGUUGUCGGCCCACUAGCUGCGGCAGCCCAGCCAACCACCGGGGGGCCCAUCCUGACGAACGGAAACUCUUCUGCGAAUAGCAAUAAUGUCCUACUGCCUGGGGGCCUGGGUGUCUGUUCUGGGGGCAGUUCCAGUACCAGACUAGCUGGGCAGCAAGGUCGGUGCUAGGAGGGCUUUGCCGGCUCCCCAGGUCCCAGGUGAGGAUUUGGCUUGGACCUGCCGUCCAAGAAGAGCUGGACUCUUGGGUGCUAAGAUCUCCCUCCCCUGCACAUUCCCCGUGUCUUCCCCCCUGAUGUAUCUCUCUCCAUGGUAGACUGGGCAGGCUGCCAGCUGGAUGCCUCUAUGUGAUGAGCUGUGAAGAGCCCCACAGUGAUAAGGCCCCUGCUUCGUAGGUUCGUGGACUCCUUUCUCUCUAGCCCACCCCCCAGAGGGAGAGUAAGAUAGACGCAGGCCCUGGCUAAGCCACAGGAAGAAGCUGCAUUCUCCCCGCCUGUCCCUGUGACAAGGGGCCUCCCUGCUUGUGGGCUUGUGCAGCAGGGAGGCCCGCUCCGUCAGCUACCCCAUCCCGCUUCCCUGAGCCAGACAGCACUGCCAGACGGUCAGCAACACUCCAAAAAGGAGGGGCAGGGUAGCUGGCCACUCAUCUGCCUCUGUGCUCAGGGAGUGGCAAUCAGGUCCAAGCUCCAUCUUUCUCACCCUAACUUGGCUUGAUCUGGGCAGUGCCACCCUGUGGAGGAGGGCAUCAGUCUUGCAUCAGGAGGCAGCUACUGGUCCAGGAGCACCAAGUCAUGAGGGAGUCCAGCCAGGUCCCCUGGGGUCUAGUUUUGUUGUGGGGCCAGAGUGACCAGGCUCGGAACACCUGCAUGGUUCUCCAGGCUGGGCUUGGCUCUCCAGUGCAGGCCUCGCAGGGGCUAAGCCCCUCAUCUCUCAUCUGUAGAACAAGAGAGCUGCCAGAGUGGCCCUUUGCAGCCCUAUGGCUCCUCCAAGCAGCUCUGCUGACUACCCUUUCCCAGACUGCCCUUCUUUCCCAGAGGGGUCACUCUGACCCAUCCUGCCCUAUUGCUGGGCUUAGGACCCCAGCCCUUUGAGGGGCUGUGAGCAAGGUAGGAAGGAGCUGGUCUCCUUUCUUUGGGCCUACCUAGGACCCAAGCAUCUCCCCCCCCAGGUCCCAGGCCUCUCGUCCCUGGCUGAGGGAGGGUGGGGUGGGGUUGGGUUUGAGACUCAAGCCCAGGAGCAGAGGAACAGGGCACUGGAAAGUGACAGCUCAGCAUGUGAUGUGGUAUAGACCAGGCUUGAAAGGGCUGGUGUACUUGUCAGUCUGUUGCACAUUCCAGGAUAUCAGUAUUUUAACAGGUUCUAAGUGCCUUUCUAUUGUAGCUUAUGUUUUUCCUCCUCUUGGCUCCAUUGCUGUUAGCAUAGAGUUUAAAAACAAAGAGAUAAGCUAAUGACUAUAACAAUAUAUUCCUCCAUGUGAGAGGAAGUUUAUAAAGAAACAAUAAAAGUGAGUUGCAAAGGCA